Molecule: messenger RNA, 972 nt
Organism: Symbiodinium sp. CCMP2592
Lineage: Eukaryota; Dinophyceae; Suessiales; Symbiodiniaceae
Source: the annotation of a GenBank genome assembly
AUGCUGCAUAACAUGUGCUGCGGCAUCUUGACUGCUGGGCAUUUGGUGCUCAUAGAAAACAUGGGAGCGUGGUUCGUUCCAUACACAACCAUCCAGUUGUUGAAGCGGUCCACGGUCUCGUUUGCCAUGCAAGAUGAUCGCAACCUGGUGAAGUUGGCGUCGGGGCAGAUCCAGCUCAGCAGUGUAGUCGAAGGUCUUGAGGAGGAUGCUCUGGAGUAUCUCUUCAUCAAUCCGCUCGCAACAGCAUCCCACGACUAUGUCAGUACACACGGCUAUAUCAAGGCAAGCUUUGGCAACCUGGCGGUGUACUUGGCAUGGACCUGUGUGUCUUGGUUCGUGGUGUUUCAAACGCUCAGUGUCUUCUGUCUAUUUUGGGAAGGUGCUGCAGACUACCGUGCAGGAACUUACUUGGCAUUCACGUGGCGCAUGAGGAGGUCGUGCGUUUACAAGCUGAUGGUUGGGGGGCUGCUAGUCAUUUCCAUGAUUCUUUUCGGAUCUUUUGGCCUCUAUCUUGUGGUUUUCUCCAGAAGAGACUUGCUUUGGACAACACUGCAACCUUUGAUCUCGGACUACGCCAUGUGGUGCUAUGGACUCUACAAGCUCAUUGACCACGUGUCGCCACCAUUUCAGUGGAAAUCAAAGAAGUUUCAUGACUUGAGCUUCAACCGUCCUUUGCUAUGGCUUCGCCACAACAAUGACCAAUUUGCCUUGAGGCUUCAGUGGGCCUUGCUGUAUUCACAACGUCGACAAGAUGUUCCGGACGCGAAGAUCUUGGACCUGGACGAGCGCACUGCAGGCGUGAGGAAGAUUUCCAGAGUCUUGUUGUCAUCAGAUUGCAAUGAGUCUAGCGAGGAAGAGCCUGACAGUCCAACUUUGCAUGCCUUUGCACCCUAUGUGCCGGUUAGUCAAGAAGAUGAGCUGGAUGAAGCUUGCGGAGACGCGGUGACUUGUUGGGAGGCCAAGCCUGCGUAG